Molecule: messenger RNA, 437 nt
Organism: Euleptes europaea (tarantolino)
Lineage: Eukaryota; Metazoa; Chordata; Lepidosauria; Squamata; Sphaerodactylidae
Gene: RPL36A
Product: ribosomal protein L36a
Exons: 5
Coding region: 67-387 (106 amino acids)
Biological process (GO): translation
Cellular component (GO): ribosome; cytosolic large ribosomal subunit
Molecular function (GO): structural constituent of ribosome
Source: RefSeq, a predicted model, not a curated record
CUGUGUAUUAGCCACUUCCGCUUUGAAAGUCAGGCCCUUUCGGUGGGUGCCGCUGACGUUGGGAAGAUGGUGAACGUCCCGAAAACCCGUAGGACUUACUGCAAGAAGUGCGGCAAGCACCAGCCCCACAAAGUGACUCAGUACAAGAAAGGCAAAGAAUCUCUGUAUGCUCAGGGAAAGAGGCGAUAUGAUCGCAAACAGAGUGGCUAUGGUGGUCAGACGAAGCCUAUCUUCCGCAAGAAGGCCAAGACCACAAAGAAGAUUGUGCUGAGGCUGGAGUGCGUCGAGCCCAACUGCAGGUCAAAGAGGAUGCUGGCCAUUAAGAGGUGCAAGCACUUUGAACUGGGAGGAGACAAGAAGAGAAAGGGCCAAGUCAUCCAGUUCUAGACAUUCAACUUGUACUUCGCUAUGGAAUUCAUUAAAAUCCUAUGGAAACA